Hippocampus zosterae (dwarf seahorse) is the source of this 1959-nucleotide messenger RNA. It is a transcript of the gene htatsf1, whose product is annotated as HIV-1 Tat specific factor 1. The coding region runs from base 176 to 1471 and encodes 431 amino acids. Gene Ontology annotation, cellular component: U2-type spliceosomal complex; U2 snRNP. Gene Ontology annotation, biological process: mRNA splicing, via spliceosome. The record is from RefSeq and is a predicted model, not a curated record. Gene Ontology annotation, molecular function: RNA binding. The transcript has 10 exons. Lineage: Eukaryota; Metazoa; Chordata; Actinopteri; Syngnathiformes; Syngnathidae.
CGUUUUAAGCCUCACCGCGAGUCGAGCCUCCUGUCGAACGUUAGCGCGGCGCCUUUGUCCGCAAGAAGUUCCUACGAAAACACCGGCGUGCAAAAGAAUGUCGGCGAGUUAGGGGCCCGUCGCGCCCACGUCUGCAGCUUUCCGUCGCCAUUCGGACUCUCGACGCCGCGGAAAAAUGAGUGGCGAGGCCAACAAAGAAUUUGAAGAGCAGCUGCGCCUUCAGGAGCAGUACGGCAAGAGAAGCCAAGAAGCUUCGGAUCCCUUCACCUACACGGACCCCCACGACGGCACCGUGUACGACUGGGACCACGACAAGAAGGCCUGGUUCCCCAAGAUCACGGAGGACUUCUUGGCGGCCUACCAGGCCAACUACGGCUUCGCUCAGGAAGGCGACGCGGCGGCGCAGCCGGUCGCCGCGGAAACCGAGAAGCGGCCGGCGGUCGGGGAGAAGACGGCGCGGGAGCCGGCGUCCGAUCCGAGAUCGGAGCGGCCGACGAGCGCGGCCGAGGCCGCGGACGGCAAGCGCAAAGGGGAGAAGAGGAAAGCGGAUCCGGGCUGGUUUGACAUGGAGGACACCAAGAACACCAACGUCUACGUGUCCGGCCUGCCCCCCGACACGAGCCCCGAAGAGUUUGUGGCGUUGAUGUCCAAGUGCGGCAUCGUCAUGAGAGACCCCAUCACUGAAGACUUCAAGGUCAAACUGUACAAGGACCAAGACGGCAACCUGAAAGGAGACGGCCUCUGCUGCUACCUCAAGAGGGAGUCGGUGGAGUUGGCCGUGCGCCUCAUGGACGAGUCGGAGGUCAGAGGCUACAAAGUGCACGUGGAGGCGGCUCGCUUCCAACUCAAAGGCCAAUACGACGCCAGCAAGAAGAAGAAGAAGAACAAGGACUACCGCAAGAAGAUGAAGCAGCAGCAAAAACAGUUGGACUGGAGACCCCAAAAGCAGGGAGACGCCAGGAAGCGGCACGAGAAGGUCGUCAUCAUCAGGAACAUGUUUCAUCCCAGCGACUUUGAGGAGGACCCUCUGGUUUUGAACGAAUACCGCGACGACCUGCGCUCGGAGUGCGAGAAGUUCGGCGAGGUCAAGAAGGUCAUCCUGUUCGACAGGCAUCCGGACGGCGUGGCUUCGGUGGCCUUCAAGGAGCAGGAGCACGCCGACGCCUGCAUCCUGUCCUUCCACGGACGCUGGUUCGGAGGUCGCCAGCUCAGCGCGCAGCUGUGGGACGGCGCCACCGACUAUCAGGUGGAGGAGACGAGCCGCGAACGUGAAGAGCGCCUGAAAGGUUGGUCGUCCUUCCUUGAGGGGCCGCAGCCGGCGGGGGGGGCCGGCCCUCCGUCGCCGAGCGCCGCGCCGCCCGCGUCCCAGCCGCCGCCGCCGGAGCAGACGCCGGCGCAGGAUGACGACGAGGACGCCAAGUCGACCGACAGCAGCCUGGCGGCGAGCGACGACGACGACGACGACGCUUGACCGACGAGACGCCGUUUUGUUUGGAGCGUUGCGCCGAGUCACUCCGAGUCCCGUUGCAACGACGUCAAACUCCUUUUCGUGGCCGUUACCGUUGACGGGCGACUCCGUAGUCUGAUCGCGGACCUUUUUCUCUUCCGCUUCCACAACGGCUCGGCCAAGAAAAGGAAAUGAAAAGAAAAAACUGCUUUUCGUUUGGAAGCGCCCCCCUCAAACCAAUGCAGGUGCCUCCAGAUGCUGACAAAACUCCAAAUUUCACCAUUCUUCUUUUUUAAACCUCUCAAAGGUGGAGGUGCGUCCUCUAAUCUCCGAUGUACGGGAUGGAUUUGGUGGAAACAAAAGCUUGUAGAACCGCUUCACUGGAGGAAAAAUGGCAUCCCUCCCCCCAUUCCAUAAGAAAGGGGAAGAAGACAGAGGGGGGCCACGCCGCCUUCAGACGCAGCGACCGAGGCCAACGCUCGGCUGGCAAAUAAAGGAGGCGCUCCAUCGUG